This is a messenger RNA of Zeugodacus cucurbitae (melon fly), 2563 nucleotides long. RefSeq lists its product as uncharacterized. The transcript is spliced from 5 exons. Gene Ontology annotation, cellular component: membrane. Gene Ontology annotation, molecular function: protein binding. The coding region runs from base 306 to 2372 and encodes 688 amino acids. Lineage: Eukaryota; Metazoa; Arthropoda; Insecta; Diptera; Tephritidae. The record is from RefSeq and is a predicted model, not a curated record.
GUGCAAGUUGGCGACAGUCUUGGCAACGCGUUUAGAACGAACGGAUCGAAAGCCAGCGAGUCGAAUUGCCAGCGGAUUCAAAUGUAAUUUAAAAGAAAGUGAAAGCUGUGCAAAAGCUUAUGAAGUGAGUGAAAGCUGAAUAAGGAAAAGUGAAAUAUUGAGCAUGGUACUCAAGGAAACAUGAAAUAUUGUGAAAAAAUAAUGUGAAUAUUAACGAAAAAAGCAAAAAAUAAUAAUAACAGAUAAAAGAAAUUAAUUUUCAUCAGUUGUCCUCUCAAAAACAAAAAAAAACUAAAUGCUUUAAAAUGAAGCGCGUGAAACUCAAAAUCAACAAAAAUCCCAAACCUCUUCACAGCAUUCUACUGCUAUUUGUCUCUUUAUCCAUAUGCCUUGGCGCACAGGAGAAACUCUUACGCAUUAACACCGAUUUAACGGCACUUUCGACUGAUGCUGCGUCUAGUGGUGGUGCUUUCAACUCGCCUCCUGACGCUAGCAAACAAAGUGAGCAGGCGGUACUGCCUCUGGAUGCUGCCUCGCACAUUUGUGUACGCGAGGAAACCUAUGUGGAACAACUGAAGGUGCCCACCAUGCAGCCAGUGCGUAUCCGUAGCUCCCAGUGGUGCAUGGAGAUUCCGCCACGCUGCUCCAACUAUAAGACGGAAAUGCGUGAAGUGGUGCAGAUCAAGAAUGUCACAAAAACACGCACAAUACGCUUUUGCUGCGCUGGUUACGAAGGCAACAUCUCGAUCAAUGAUACAGUUUGCAAGCCAGUUUGCCGCGGCGGUUGCGGACGCGGCUACUGCCAGACGCCGGAUGUGUGCAGCUGCGAAGCAGGCUACACUGGCACACAUUGCACGCAAAGGUGCGACCACGACCACUGGGGCGAUGAGUGCAAGCAACAGUGCAAAUGCCAAAACGGCGCCGUGUGCGACAAUAAAUCUGGUAUUUGCCAUUGCACCACUGGAUGGACUGGCGAAUUUUGUGAGCUGCCUUGCCCGGCCGGUUCGUAUGGUGUCAUGUGUCAUAAGGAGUGCGCCUGCGCCGACAAGCGCUGCCAUCCGCAAACAGGCGCUUGUGGCGACGCGGUGGACACUGUGAUGCCGAAUGUCACGCAUGUCAUGAUCCAAACGCUCAACUCCACCAUCGCCAACAUAACGCACAAGCUUGACCGCAUUGCGAACAAAAUAGUGACCAUAGCGACCAGCACUGUUGUGCCGCCACAGCUCACCGCCGCACCCGAGGUGAUUGUGAUCAAGCAAGAGGACCAACACACGCCCAAAAUAAUCGUACACCAACCCGGCUUGGGUGGUGGCUUGCUGGGCGACUUGCACACCGCUGGCGGCAAAACGCCUGAGGUGAUACACGUAAUCACGGCUGCCGGUGCCGACUGGCCGCCAACACACGCAAACGGCUCCAUUAUCGGCGGUGCGCAUGAUGCGAAACUGAGUUUAGCUGGCAUUGGUGGCGGAAUUGAGUCGCCGGCGCACACCUUGGCACCAACCGCUGCCGAACACGACGCUAACCUGCUGAGUACACUGCUGGUGCUGCUGCUCAUCAUCGUUGUUGCCAUCGGCGGUAGUUGGCUGUACAUAUAUCGGCGCUAUCAUUUACAAAAGCAGCGCGUCGAGGCGGCCUUGGCAGCGCGAAAUGCCAGCUUUGGUGCGCCGACGGCUGAGUUAGGCGGCGGCAGUGGCAGCACGGUGGACGCCACAGUAAUGUCUGGCGUGGGCGGCAAGAGCUUCUUGAAACCGUUGCCCGAUUUGCCGGCCUUUACGCAAAUGGUGCGCCACAAAAUCGAGGAAGGACCCGAAUUCUAUGAUGCGCCGAGCAAUAAUUCUUCGGUGAACACCGCUUCCUAUGAUUACGCGCGCAAACUCUCGCUUUAUUCGAUUGUGUCACCGAAGUCGCGCAAAGGCAGUCCCGAUUCGCAUCUCUACGACGAGAUACGCUAUCCUUCGGCUUUUCAGCAGCAGCAACAACAACAACAUCAGCAACAUAACCAACACAACUUUAGUACCCAGCAAAGGCAGCGGCAUCAUGGACAACCACAACAACAUAAUCAUCCACAAUUCACCAACCAUCAACAACACCAACAACAACAUCCUGUGCAUAUCAUAAAUGCUCUUGGCCAAUCGAAUUUGUUGCCGCACGCGCCGCAGCUACAGAAACCCAUGCAACAUACACAAAUUUCUGCCUUCAUUGCUCAACAGCCUUUGACCGCCACUACUCUACAACAACAACAACAGCAACAUCACAUUGCUCAUCUGAUUAUACCACCGCAAAAUGCCAAUUUCCUGCAAGUGCCAUCAACGUCCGCGUCCAAUGUAAACGCCACCAACAACAGCGCCACACGCAAAGUGGCUCUCAUUUAACUAAUAACUGUAAACACUCGUAUCAUAUACACUUUUGCAAUUGCAGGGAAUUCCAUGUAACUGCACCAAAAUAUUUUUUAUAAACAUUAUCAUUACGCCAUUUUCACUAUAUUUUUUGUAGAACUACUUUUAAUACGCAUACAUUUGUAUUUUGUUAUACUUUAUAUAAUAAAUGGAAGAUAACCAUUUGA